UGAACGUAAAUAAUCGAUUUGCCUACGAGGAGACGCGGCAGAGUGAUGGGACCCAAGUGAAGGAGCAGGAGCGCGCGAUCACUCUCCAGGGCUGGAUGUGAAGGAUGGCCUCGUGCUCAGAUAUCUGUGGAUCGGGGCACACGGAGCAGAGACAGGGCGCGGUCAACGGCGGCCACCAGCGAUACGGCGUCCGCUCCUACCUGCACCACUUCUACGAGGAGUGCACCGCCUCCAUCUGGGAGCGCGAUGAGGAUUUUCAGAUUCAGAGAUCGCCGAGCAGGUGGAGCUCUGUCUUCUGGAAGGUCUCUCUCGCGUUCGGGACCGUGAUCCUGACGUCCGGGCUGAUCGCGCUGACCGUCGGCUACGCUGUCCCCUCCAAGAUUGAGGCCUUCGGGGAGGGCGAGCUGGUGUUCGUGGACAGCCGCGCCGUGCGCUUCAACCAGGGGCUGCACCUCAGCAAGCUGGCCGGCGCCGCCCUCUUCUGCGCGGGCGGCAUCCUGAUGGCCGCGGGCCUCCUCCUGUCCGCCUUCGCCGCAGACCACUCCAAGGAGGAGGCACGCCUGCAGCACAAGUUCAAGGAGAGGAUAGCGGAGCUGCAGUCCGCCAUCCUCCCCAUCACGAAAGCACCUACUCCGGGCGAGAGUAAGAUACCUGUAACGCUGUCCAAGGUGCAGAACGUCCAGCCCACCUCUUGAGACCCGAUGGCUCGCUUAGCCGUUAAUUCCGUGUGACAUUUGUCCUCUCCUCACCUUUAAGGUCAGCUUACGCGAUUAGGCAAAAUACUGAGAUGCAGCGUGGCCCUUAUUUCAAGGCUAGACCCUCCAAUGAAUACUAAUUGGAUAACAUUGGAUAGAAAGGAUAAAACAAAUUGCUGUCCAAUGCUGUUCAAUUACUACCUAAUUAAUUUCUAUCACUAUAAUGCUGUAGGUAGUUUUCAGCGUCAAAGCACAGACCUCCCAGUCAUAUUGUUAUUUUUCUUUUUUUUCUGUUUCCAGGACACUUGAAGCAGAGUCAACUUGAUCGUGUGCAAUGUGUUGAAUAGCUGUAACACUUUUUAAAAGCCUCAAUUUUGGUGGAUUCUAAUUCCCACUAUCAAUGCCUCUCUGGCUUGUCAGGUCUCAGGUAGUCUCCCUCUGUACUUGAGGUGAUGUGAUGUCUGACAGAAAAAUUGCAGACAGUUUGAGCAGCUGAGUUCUCCAAGAUAAGCUCAACAUUAAAGUUGGAAAAAAUCACCAUGUUUUAAAUUUAUGGGAAUGUAGGAAAAAGUUUUUAUUUUUGUAUUUAUCUCCGUAAUCAAUUUAACACCAUUGCCAGAGGCACCUGAUAAAUGGCAUAUUGAUUUCUGGAAAACAUUAUCACACUUGCUGUGCUGCAUCCAGGCCAGAUCGCACUUCUUUAUUCAGUUAUUUCCUUGUCAGUUUGCCUGCUGGCGCACGAGUGAUUCGCAAAACAAAAUCAAUGGAUGCAAUCCAGAGUGUGAUAUAGGUCUGAAUGCUACAGUGGUUAACAAAAAUUUCUUUACUGUCCCGCCUAAUGUAAUGGGCACAAGUUAACAUGCAGCAACACAACAACCAUCACAUUAGAAACAAUUUGUUGUGUUUUAUGCAUAAAAAAUAUAUUUCCUAGCAAACAGAGUAAACAGUUUCCUGCAUUUGUUAUGUAUAGUACCGAAAUUCUUCCUGUGACUAAAUUUUAUACCAACACAAAAUAGCCCACUUCUACAUCUACUUGAUAUGGAGAAUUUCCUCUCAUGGACCACGGGUUACUUUUAGAAUACAUUUAUUUUAGUUCUGGACACUGCUGAAACACAGCAUUGUUUGUUUUAAUGAGUUCAAUUCAAAAUACUUUCAAAAGUUGAAGUAAUGACCUGUUACCUUUAACAUGUUGUCAGAUCCCUUAUGUAAAUCUUUUAUUCAGUUUUAUAAUGAAACAGUUUUGUUCUUUGUCUCAUUGUGAAGGUAGAAGGUAGAUUUGUGCUAUUAAUGUCAGUUGUUUGAGUACAGAUUAGAUUUAUAAUAUCACUGAAUACUGUGCAAAAAAGGGUUACUUAUAAAUGUGUGUUAAUAUGUCACAUAACUUUACAAACGGAUUCAUUUAAUUGCAGUAUGUUUUAUACAGUAACAUACCCAAUAUACACUUGGUUAAACGAAAGGCAGGUGCAGCAGAAGACCAUUCUUUAAAUAUACUCUACAGCCCUCUUACAAAUUAAUUUCAUUGUUAUAUCCCAUUUUUGUCAGUUCUUA
Messenger RNA from Megalops cyprinoides (Indo-Pacific tarpon), 2243 nucleotides. RefSeq names its product neurensin 1-like (gene nrsn1l). Gene Ontology annotation, biological process: nervous system development. Gene Ontology annotation, cellular component: neuronal cell body; neuron projection; transport vesicle. Lineage: Eukaryota; Metazoa; Chordata; Actinopteri; Elopiformes; Megalopidae. The record is from RefSeq and is a predicted model, not a curated record. The transcript is spliced from 3 exons. The coding region runs from base 105 to 695 and encodes 196 amino acids.